AUGAGUGCGCCCAAUGACGUCGAGAACGGCCCUGUGCCGGUUGGGGUGCACAUGGUCGGUUCUGUACCCUUACCGUCGGCUAGCGAUGUCUUCACAACGCUUUCAGAUGCACUACCAGGACGCUUGCAGCGGAUGCCGGAUGGGGAGACCGGCAGUCGCCAGCAGUUUGUAGUCUUCCAGCGCGAGGUUUUUGCCGCUGCACCUCAGGUACUCCGACAGUAUGACUCCAGUUUCAAUUCUGUCAACGGCCCGGUACCUAGCCAGAGCGAGCUGGACGCAGCUGUGGAAGCAAUUCAGCAGUCGGGCACGGCUUCAACGCAUUACGAUACCAAUGCUUUCGAGUCGUAUAAAUCCUUCAAGUCAUUACAGGAUGCGGGCAAAAUUCCCAGCACUGUGAAAUUCCAGGUCUCGCUGCCGACACCUAUCAAUGUCCUCUGCAUCGUUGCCGAGGGCUAUCAGGCAGCCGUCGAGCCUCUCUAUGAGGAACUGCUGCUCGAUGCGCUUCGAAACAUCCAAUCUACAAUUCCCCACGAGUCUUUGAGCAUCCAAUGGGAUGUCGCCGCCGAGUUCGCCAUGCUCGAAGGUGUCUUCUGGCCACACUUCAAACCAUGGUUCUCCCCUAUCCGCGAAGGUAUCAUUGAACGCGUCUCGCGUCUUGUAGAUGCCGUCGAUCCAGAUGUUGACGUCGGCCUACAUCUUUGCUAUGGCGACAUCGGUCACCGGCAUUUCUUCGAGCCUGCGGACACGGCGAAGCUGGUCGAUAUCGCCAACGCUGUCGAAGCUCGAGCCAGCAGGUCUCUCACCUAUGUGCACAUGCCAGUACCCCAGCAACGCACCGAUGCCGCCUAUUUUGCACCGCUACAAGACCUCAAGCUUGCCUCGGGAAGCCUGUUCUUGGGCCUUGUCCACUACAACGAUAUCGAAGGCACCAGACAACGGAUAGCCGCCGCGACAGGAGCCUUGAAAGGCAGCCAAUAUGGAGUCGCUACCGAAUGUGGCAUGGGUAGGACGCCGCCUGAGCAGCUGAGCUCUAUCCUUGAAAUUUCUGCUGCGGUCACGGGAGUCUACGGCAAUUAA
Cyphellophora europaea CBS 101466 is the source of this 1077-nucleotide messenger RNA. RefSeq lists its product as uncharacterized. The record is from RefSeq and is a predicted model, not a curated record. NCBI's taxonomy places the organism in Eukaryota, Fungi, Ascomycota, Eurotiomycetes, Chaetothyriales, Cyphellophoraceae. The coding region runs from base 1 to 1077 and encodes 358 amino acids. The transcript has a single exon.